Molecule: messenger RNA, 152 nt
Organism: Racocetra fulgida
Lineage: Eukaryota; Fungi; Glomeromycota; Glomeromycetes; Diversisporales; Gigasporaceae
Source: the annotation of a GenBank genome assembly
GCUCGAAACAAGUCAGAUCUAGAAUUUUCAGAUGAAGCGCGCAAUGCUUAUGAUGAUAUUUAUAAUGCAUUGGAGACUUUAAAUAAGACAGAUUUAACAAAAUUUGAUGACAGCGACCCAUUAACUAUAGAUGUUAUUGAUAUCUCUUCUGA